AGCUGAUUCUGAAAAGGACCAAACAACUAACAACGGUUAUAAUGCCGCGUCCUGCAAUAUUCGUUCUUUUCUGUUCAAUAAUUUUACUAAAAGCCGCUUAUGGCUACAAGGAGUUGCACGGCCUGAAUGGAAAGAUUUUUCCGAAGGCCGCCACUUUUAACUUUCCCGAGUACGCCUACAAGGAGACCAGCAAGAAUGAAAUAACAUACCAUGAACUGGAAGUGUCCUGUGACCAGCAUGUCAAAUGCGUGAACCUUAGUCCUGUGGGAGUGGCUAAGAUCAACUGUAUCCGGCAGUGCAUUUCGCCGUCCUGCUAUCAGGACAUUUACGCCUUCAAUGAGCUGGAGGAAGGCGAGAUCGAUGCCAGGCUUAACUCCUUCAAGGGCUGCGUCAUCCAGCGGAUGUAGCAGCGACCGCAGCUGUUCAAGGAGUGCUUCAUAUUCAAGUGGUUGGAAUUAACCGGCAUUACGUAUUAAGUUAUGAAUGAACUUGAAAGAACUAAGUCAUUUGAUUGACCUGUGGCCGCAGGCAGGAUUACUUUUGUCUAUAAGAGAAGGAAAUAAAUUUCAAAAUAAAUUAGUAUUCAUGCCGAAUGUAAAUACAUUUUUAAGUUUGUAUC
This is a messenger RNA of Drosophila kikkawai, 619 nucleotides long. RefSeq lists its product as uncharacterized. NCBI's taxonomy places the organism in Eukaryota, Metazoa, Arthropoda, Insecta, Diptera, Drosophilidae. The record is from RefSeq and is a predicted model, not a curated record.